Molecule: messenger RNA, 1456 nt
Organism: Carassius carassius (crucian carp)
Lineage: Eukaryota; Metazoa; Chordata; Actinopteri; Cypriniformes; Cyprinidae
Gene: pgfb
Product: placental growth factor b
Exons: 7
Coding region: 388-933 (181 amino acids)
Biological process (GO): positive regulation of mast cell chemotaxis; induction of positive chemotaxis; positive regulation of protein phosphorylation
Cellular component (GO): membrane
Molecular function (GO): vascular endothelial growth factor receptor binding; chemoattractant activity; growth factor activity
Source: RefSeq, a predicted model, not a curated record
GAAAGGUAGUCAGGGCGCUCGUAUGGAAGUGUGCCACUGUAUUUGGGAAAUGCGCGAGCAGGAAUCUUGCACUAGGAAACAGACGCUGGCUCUCCAGUGGCGCGUGAGGACGAUUAAAACACGCAAGCUAUAAUUUAAAACACUGUUUACUUCAUAAAGGACCUAUUUUAAACAUUUUGCCGCUGGUAUUCCGAGUUAGAUCUUAGAUUGGAUGCAAUUAAGUGACGUGUCAGCACUGAUAUUUUAUGAAACCAAAAAGAAAACAUCUUGUUUCAUUUGAUUUGGUAUCUUUGAAAAAAGCAACGCACACUUUACUGCGCGAACUUGCCACCUAGAACCGUUUUGUGGAAUUUAUGGUGACAUUUCCAUAUUGACAUUACCAUUUGGAUGGACUACUGUUUGGAUCUUUCCACGGUCAGACUUGCUCUGGCAGUCGAGAUGGGUUAUUUGACGGCACUGUUACAAAUAGUUGCUGCGGUCCAGUUGAACAUUUUACCUGUACAGAGUUCUUCCUUAGUAAAUGUAAACAACAGCGCUAAAGUGAUGCUGUUUCAAGAGGUUUGGGGGAAAAGCUUCUGCCGCACUAUAGAGAAACUAGUGGAAGUGGUUCAGGAGUACCCUGGGGAGGUGGAGCACAUCUUCAGCCCCGCCUGUGUGCCAUUGGUCCGCUGCGCUGGUUGCUGUGGAGAUGAGAAUCUGGAGUGUCACCCUACACUUACAUCUAACACCACCAUGCAAUUAUUAAAGAUUAAGCCAGCGGAGCAGGCCCAGGAAUAUGUGGAGAUGACCUUUGUGGAGCACAAAGCCUGUGAAUGUAGACUAAGAAAACCUACAAAGAAACAAGACAGAUUGAAACCCAGAAACAGAGGGAGAAAAAGGAAGGAGAAAAAGAGAGUGAAAGACUGUGACACCUGUCAGCCUCCCCGUAGGUAAACGCUGUCUCGCCGUGAUGCCAGCCAAUCGCGCACAUCUGCCCCCUUCUGUGCGACCCUCACCGUCAUCAUCAUUCACUUAUGGAUACUGCCUCUGCUCUGCACCCCACCAUCCCCAAAGCAGAGUUGUUAUGGUGAUGGGGCUUCUGUCAGCACACAGGGGGGCCUUCCAGUCAUCUAUACAGGAAACUCCUGUCGUGCAGCUCUCUACAGAAGAAAAACAACCGAAAAUCUAAAAUCCUAGGGACUUAUAUUAUUAUAAUAUUACUAUUUUAUUGUUUUAUAAUAGUAGUAGUGAAAGUAAUAAAGUAAUAGUAGUGGUAGUUGUGGUUUAGCUGCCAAGUCUUCCCCUUUUAUUUAUUAAAACCCACUGAAGUAAAACUGGUGCAUUCCAUUAAUCAGUAUAUUAACAAAGCCAUCGUGUAUUUCUUCAUAAAUCAAGCACAGAACAAAAUGCCAAAUGUCAUCUCUUUAGAUUCUAUGUUACUGACUAUGUUGCAAUUUACUAAUGUGAGAACCAUCUU